Molecule: messenger RNA, 1564 nt
Organism: Ciona intestinalis (vase tunicate)
Lineage: Eukaryota; Metazoa; Chordata; Ascidiacea; Phlebobranchia; Cionidae
Source: RefSeq, a predicted model, not a curated record
GAAUUCCGCUUUGAAAAAAAAGGAGAACGAGGAAGUGACAUAACUUAUAAGAAAUAACGUUGAUAUACUUUGCUGCAUUAAUUGCUCGUGAUAUAAUUGCUUAAAUAUGACGGAAGAAAGAUACGUUGUUCGAUUGCGUGGAUUACCGUGGGCAGCCACAGAAGCUGAGGUCAUUAAAUUUUUGAAUGUUGAAGUUGUUGGUGGUGAAGCUGGAAUUCGAAGAACUUACACAGAUGAUCAGCGACCAAGUGGAGAAGCUUUUGUAGAGGUUACAUCGCAAAAGAGCUUGCAAACAUGCUUUGAAAAAGAUCAUCAGCUGAUUGGAAAACGAUACAUAGAAGUGUUUGAAUCAAGUGUAAAGGAGAUGGAAUAUGUUCUUGGAUUAUCAGAAGAGGAAAUUGGUUCUUCUGCCCAAGCUGAUGUCUUCGUCCGCCUACGAGGACUUCCUUUUCAGUGCUCCAAGGAAGAAGUUGCUCAAUUUUUCUCUGGGUUGGAAAUCGUGCCAAAUGGGAUCACGCUACCGUUAGAUGACAAUGGGCGAAGCACGGGGGAGGCUUAUGUUGAGUUUGGGUCGCCAGAAUCGGCUGAGAAAGCUUUGACAAAACAUAAAGAGAAGAUUGGGCACAGGUACAUUGAGAUCUUCAAAAGUUCGAAACGUGAGUUAAUGGAAUCACAGGGUGAAUAUAUGGACGAUGAAAGGGGUUUCGGGUCACGGGGUCGACCGGGACCCUAUGAUCGACCCAACCGUGGUGGGCGGGGUUCAAGGGGUCAACGAUGGUUAAGAGGUGGUUCACGUUAUGCUGGGGGUGGGGGUGGAGGUUAUGGUGGUGGUGAUUAUUGUGAAGAUGAUUGGGAAGGGAAUUGGAGGAACAACAGAGGUCGAGGUAGAGGAGGAAUGAAGCCAUAUGGCAAUCGGUACAACAACUCUGGUGGUUAUGGUGGAAAUUAUGGCGGUGGAAAUUACGGUGGAGGAAAUUUUCAAGAAGAUUAUGGUUAUAAUGGUGAUGAGAAUUAUGGAGAGGAGUUUUAUGAAGAAGAAGCUUCUCCAUCACAAUUUGUGGUCCGGAUGAGAGGUCUUCCUUUUAAGUGCCAGGAACAGGAUGUUUUUAAUUUUUUUUCACCCCUUGUGCCAGUAAGAGUAAAUAUCGAGUACAGCGAUGAUGGUCGAGUUACCGGUGAAGGAACUGUGUUUUUUGCCUCUUAUCAAGAUGCACAAGCUGCCAUGCAGAAGAACAAGGAGUGUAUUCAGCACAGAUACAUUGAGUUGUUCUUGAGGAGCAACAGACGUGAUGGAGGAUUCAGAAGUGGAGGACAGAGAAGAAGAGGAAGAGGUGGUGGUGGUGGUGGUGGUGGUGGUUACAGAUUCUGAUUUGCAAAAUGGACCACACGUACUUACACAAUCUUUACUGGGGACCACAAUAUCAAAACAAUGUUCUUUGGUUUAAAAGUGGUCAAACAAUGUUAAAAUGUCCUUAUAUUCGUGUGUAAGGCGCCGUGUAUGGUUUACAUUUAUUGACUGUACAAUAAGUCUCUGUUUGUAAAAUAAAUGACCUAAAAAAUCAAA